AUGCCUUCGAUAGAAGCGAGGUUGCAAGCUGCAAACGCAGGUAGCACAACAAGGACCGAUCGCAAAUCUGCAGAUGCCAUCUUCUUGUCCACAGCCAAUCUCACUUCCGAACUCAGCCGCGUCAACUCGACUCCCCUCUCAUCCGAGGCCAUAGACGCUCUCACCCUUCAGCCCUCCACCUCUUCCACGACAGAUGGAUCACCCAAUGAGCCGUCUCCUUUAACCAUGGCACCGCCCAAACCCGGACCUGCGGAUACACUCUAUCCUAGCCCUUCCGGCGGAUUCGUUCCUUCACCCGAAGAAGGUCAGGACUGGAGGCUUAAGCCACCACCGCCUGGUCGGCGUGGCAACACAGCAGCGGCUAAUUCCUCCCCGUCUGCUGCCGCAUCCUCAUCCUCAUCCUCAUCCUCAUCCUCAUCCUCAUCCGCAUCUGCAUCGACUGCAUCACCGCCAACUAAACUAAGAACUCUUUCAUCAGUUGCGCAUGUCAAUAACCAGCGUCCGACUUCUUGCCUUGGUCUAACAGCAACUUGCAGUACAUCAACACCCACACGUCCUCCAUCACUACCAUGCUCAAAUGAGACAGCGGCCAGAAUCGCCAGUGCUUCCUCGAGUUCUCUCUCCAGAAGGAAUUCGCAGGCGUCCAACUCCCUGACCUCGCCUCAGCUGCGACCCACUUCGAGCUCUGCAAGUUGGCGCCAUCGUCUCAGCAAUGCCUCCGCAUCAGCAGCAGCAGAAGGCAACACCGAUGUUGCCUCGCAACACAACCAGGAAACCUCCCGAGCAGACCUCAAGUCAUCACGCCCAACUUCAAGUGCUAGCUAUCAAACAGCACGAAAUGCCGACAAGGCACAAGAUUCUCCUUACGCGAUCGAAGUGCGCGACUUUGCUUUCCCACCGGACGACCCUCGUCAUCAUGGAGAGCAGCUUCUAGAUGCAGAACAGCAAGAGGCGGAGCAAGGCAGCCAAGACGAGUACCCACAAGAAGAGUCAGAUGCAGCAGAGCACGAAUUCUACAUCCAAGGUGCAGAUGAUGAGAACGAGUUUGAUGGUGACCAAGGAGAUAACGCCAAUGUGCCAGAAGGGCUUUACAAGGUGCUCUACGAGUUUGAUCCUGUUUCCGAACACGAGUUGGCAGUGCAGCCUGGCGAGACAGUUCACGUGGUAGGCUCGAUCGAAGGCGGAUGGGCCAUUGCGAUCAAAGAUGAUGAUCAGGCAGUCAAAGGCUUGGUUCCAGCGACGUAUCUCGAGUGCACAGGGCCUCUUCCUGAGUGA
This is a messenger RNA of Ustilago hordei, 1275 nucleotides long. RefSeq lists its product as uncharacterized. NCBI's taxonomy places the organism in Eukaryota, Fungi, Basidiomycota, Ustilaginomycetes, Ustilaginales, Ustilaginaceae. The coding region runs from base 1 to 1275 and encodes 424 amino acids. The record is from RefSeq and is a predicted model, not a curated record. The transcript is spliced from 2 exons. Gene Ontology annotation, molecular function: protein binding.